Coccomyxa subellipsoidea C-169 is the source of this 745-nucleotide messenger RNA. RefSeq lists its product as hypothetical. The annotation marks the transcript as partial. The record is from RefSeq and is a predicted model, not a curated record. The transcript has 7 exons. Lineage: Eukaryota; Viridiplantae; Chlorophyta; Trebouxiophyceae; Coccomyxaceae.
CUCUGUAUCCGAGUGCUGAUCGCACGAGCAAAGGACUUCCUAUUGCAUUCCUCAGCAGACCUGCUGUUGCCAGCACAGGUUCCGCCACAGUCAUGGACGCUCAAGAUGGUCCUGUUCAAAGGAUCUGCAGCACAGGCGUUGGAUCGCAGGCAAACAUGUCCAUACCAAUCCUGCCCAGCAAGUUGAUUGGCGGACAGAUUUCACAGAGGCACCACGAGUCUGCACCCUUUCUGGGCCCCGCUCAUGGGACCCCCAAUUACAUCAUUCGGCAAGCUGGUCCGCAGACUCAAGUGAAUCUUGUGAACGCUUCCUCGUCAGGGCCUUGGUUUCCUAGACCAAAAGAUUCAAUUGCUGAUCUCUCCUCUCACUACCCCGCAUUGGGUGGCUAUUCGCUGAGUGCUGAUGGAGAGCAGCAGACUGAAUUAGGCACAGGCUUGCUGAGAGACUUCACUCAAGGGGCACUGCCGCAGCAUAGCAGUUGUGUCACUCAGAGCACCUCGGCAUUGAGGCCCCUUCAUUUGGACGGAGGCUUGGAGCUUCAGCAGAGCAUGUGCUCGCCAUCAUCUCUGCCUCCCCGCCUAUAUGCAGGGAGUGGUCAAGAACUGAGUCGGGGGGAUCAGCUGGCAAAUGCCAACCAGCAUGCCUUACUGGGCCAUGCUGGCCGCGCCGCAUCAGCUCCUCGCGAAAGGCCCCGCCCAGACAGCAGUGGAUUACCUUUGCGGCCCGGCACACCCACAGAGCAAGG